UAUCUGGUUGGGCCAGCCUAUCCGCUCCCCCACUGCAGAGAGGGUGUGUGGCUGGGCCUGACGGCCCGAUCUCCCACCAUAGGGCAGGGGCGUGUGGGUGGCCCAGACGGCCCAGCAUAAAGAGGGGUGGUGUGGGGCUGGGACGGGCCAGAUGCCUGCUCCCUCAUCACAGAAAGGGGUGGAGCUGUUUUGUGGCUAGGUCAGUGUGCCUGCUCUGGGGUUUUCAGUCUGGUCCUCACUGGGCAGCCCCAUCUGGAGAGGCACAGAGGAGUCAGUCCCUUGCCGUGUAGAUGGGGGAGUGUAUUUGUGCAGGUCUCGCUCUGCCCAGGCUGCUCUCAUGCUCAGCACCUACAGAGGCCUUAGUUAGUUCCACUGACCCCUCCCCCUGCCUCUUCCUGUGACUGGGCCUCCCCAGGCCAGGCUUCCCUCAGACAACCCCUAAACCUCCUGCGUCAGGGCUCCGCUGACCCCGUUCUGCAUUAGUCUUGGGCAGUGCACGAGGGAAACACGAAUGAGCCAAAUGGAUUUCAUCUGAUCAAUCUCAGGGCUGCACAUGGCCAGGGAACCUUCUGUCCUGAAGGCAGUUCUGUUGUGGUCCCUCUCCACCAGGCGGGGGGAGGAGGUGGUGAUUUGUGCCAUGGUCCUCCCUGGGAAGCAAGUAGGAGCAGGGGGCACCCAACCUUCUGUCUCCAUCCCUCAGUGGGCAAAUCAUUGGUUCUGAGGCUCCACAUCUUGUGGUCUGUAAUGAUAAAAUGGUCUGGGAAGGGGUGGGGGUAUUUCUCCCACAGCCCAUGAUGCUGUGAAUGUGCCCCAUAGUGGCCUCUCUAAUCUGUCCAGGGCUCAUCACCCCAAUCCCAUUAAGGCCCCUUUAAACUUUGGGAGUCAUGUAAUCAGGCUGUCUUAGACCUGGGCAUGACAGGGAAAUGGGACCAUGGGGGGGCCUGGAAACUGGACAAAGCUUGAGGUGGGGCCUUCCCAAUCCCAGGGGCUCUGGGGCCCUGUUCAUUGCUCCAUGGCUGACAAAUUAAUCCAGUGCUGCCCUGACCCAGUUCAUGGUGAAAGCCAGCCUGUAUCAGUAGCAUCUGCUGACUCAAUCUCUUCUCCCCUUCACCCCUAAUGACUGGAGCAGCCCCAGGGAUCCAGUGGCCUUGCCCCUUAGCUGGGGUGUGCAAGCUUCAUGCCAGAAGCUGAGAUCUGGGUCCCCUAUCUGGUCUUUAAAGAGCUCCCCCACCUUCAGGGCAGCCAGUUAGCUGCUUGGGCAGUUCCCAUGAGGUCACUGGGUGAUUAACUGAGCCCUGAUUCCAAUCCUCCCCUCAUGUUAUUAUCCCUGUUCUGGGACAACUCCCGCCCAGGGCAGCACCUGCCCCCGCCCCUAUCUGAUCUGGGCUCCCACCUUAGUCUGUAGGUGCAGGGGUUGGGAACAUCUCCCUGGAGCAGGCAGCCCUCAUAGUGUGGGGGAUGGGGUUGAGAGUGCAGUCCAGGGAGGAGGGGAUCCAAGAAGAGAGCACUCUCCCUGGGUUGGGGAGUAUUGAAUGCAGGGGGGAUCCAAGAGCUGGGAGUACAGGGGGGCCCAGCAGGGAUGCUCUUGUCAGGUUGGGGGGCACUGACAAUGCAGGGGGUCCUAGUGGGGAGCACUGACUAGAGGAAUCCAGCCCCCCAUCCCUCUAUCCCAGCCCCUCCCUCCCCUCCCCCCGGCACCAUAGGGCUGUUGUGCCCAGAGGAUUAGCUUGGUGUCAGGACAAAGCGCUUAUGGUGCCUGGAGCAUCUGUCAGCUCCUUGCCCUGGGGACUGCUGGGCCCUGUAAUCCCCGCACAUCCUGCGAUGGCCCAGGGUAGCGCCUGAUGCAUCGCCAUGGCUGAAGGAACUCGGGAUUGUAGUGGUGCUCCAUCCCAGGCAGUGCUGACCCCUGGUGAGGCCUGCACCCCCAUCCAGCUACCUGUGGCAACCCCAGGGCGGAACAGCCUGGCCCAGCCCCACGGCACUGACCAGGAGAUGCAGUGGCUAUCAGAAGUGGGAAGGAGUCUCAUCCAGACAGAGCCUCCUGCACAGAACCAGUUCUUCCUGGAGCCGUGUGAGAUGGGCAAAGGCGCCCCUACGGGGCCAUGUGAGGGGUUGUGCAAAGGUCCCCCUGAGGAGAUGUGCGAGGCGAUGUGCGAGGAUCCCCCCAGGGAGCCCUGCGAGGUGGCGUGCGUGGAGCUGUGUGAGGACAUUCUUCCCUGGGAGCUGUGCAGGGAUCCCCCCAUGGAGCCAUGUGAAGGGCUGUGCAAGGAGAUGUGCAAAGAUCCUCCCCCCAGGAAGCCAUGCCAAGGCCCCCUUGGAAGUCCAGUGCAGGGGAAGGCCCGGCUGCCGUCCAUCGUGGUGGAACCCACAGAGGCAGGAGAGGUGGAGAGCGGGGAGCUGCGCUGGCCCCCAGAUGACUUCCUGCUGCUGGAGGGUGAGGACGAGCUCUUCACUGAUGAAGAGGAGCAAGCAGCAGAGCCCGGGCCCGGCCCCCCUGCUCUGGAGAGUACCCUGGAUGAAGUGCUGCUGUGAGGCUGCUAGGGGCAGAGAGGACCCCACUCCCCGCCUGGCUCCAGACCCCACUAGAAACCCAGCUGUAGCCUGGGGAGGGAGAACGUAGCUCAGGACACCCUCCCCAGGAGCUGGACAGCAGCAGGAGGGGAUGGGCCCCCUGCCACCAGAACCUUAGGGGGCAGAAUAAGACCAGCCUGGCUGCCUGGAGCUCCCUCCUUGCUGGAUCCAGUGCCCCUCAUCUGUGAGCAAGAGACAACCUGACUUUGAUCUGGGACAGCAGCACCACGGGGCACGCAUUGCCCCCACCACCUCCAGGAGCUGGGGCCCAGACUGGGCACCUGCUCUGUAUGGACAGUGGGGACCCAAGGCUCAGGGGGGCCAACCGCCUGCGGGGUUUGUGCUGGUGGGUAUAAGCUGCCCCCUCCUCCCCUGCUGAGCUCAGCAAUAAAAGGUUC
This is a messenger RNA of Trachemys scripta elegans, 2969 nucleotides long. RefSeq lists its product as uncharacterized. Gene Ontology annotation, biological process: positive regulation of DNA-templated transcription. The coding region runs from base 1852 to 2532 and encodes 226 amino acids. Gene Ontology annotation, cellular component: nucleus. The record is from RefSeq and is a predicted model, not a curated record. NCBI's taxonomy places the organism in Eukaryota, Metazoa, Chordata, Testudines, Emydidae. The transcript has 4 exons.